Molecule: messenger RNA, 1554 nt
Organism: Rotaria sordida
Lineage: Eukaryota; Metazoa; Rotifera; Eurotatoria; Philodinida; Philodinidae
Source: the annotation of a GenBank genome assembly
AUGGCAACCAGUAAUAGUAAAAUAUGUGAAGGCUUAUUAAACAUAGAUUUAUCGGAGCGAUUUGAUCUACAUGUUGGAUCUUAUGUAAAAUCUUCACUAAAUUUACGUUAUAUUAAUUCAAAAACUUCAACUAUUGGACGAGCAUUACGUCAAGCUAUUGUUGAUUUAAUUGAUCAUAUAACAUAUAAAUUUAAUGAAUAUACAGGAAAUGAUGGAACUAUUCUUGGUACAGAAAAUCGUUCCUAUCAUUCACGUCAAUAUACAUUCAAUAUUAAAGAAGAUAAUAAUGAAUUUUCUGAAUUAAAUGGUAAUGAUGAUAAAAUAAAUAUUGAAAUAAGUUCAUUAGCACCAACUGUUUUCUAUCAAUUUCGUGAAGAUAUUGGUAUAUCAAAUGAAAAUUUUCGUCAAUCAUUUUUUAAAAAUUCUUUAAAAGAUUUUACAAAUCCAGGUAAAAGUGGUUCAUUAAUGUAUAAAACAUUUGAUGAUUUAUUUAUUUUAAAAACAUUACGACAACAUGAAGCACGUUUAUUACUUCAAAUUUUAAAUGGUUAUCAUUUACAAUUUCGACAACGUUCAACUAUAUUCAAUCGUUAUAUUGGAUUAUAUUUAAUGCGUUUACAAACAUCAUUAUCAACUAUGACAAUUUAUGUUGUUGUUAUGGCUAAUGCUUUUACACCAUCAUUAAAAAUUAAUGAAAUAUUUGAUUUAAAAGGUUCAAAAAUAAAACGAAAAACAACUGGUUAUUUAUCUACAGAGAAAUUUUAUAAAUUAAAAGAUAUAAAUUUUAUGGAUUUAUAUCCCGAUGGUAUACUUAUACCAACAAAUAUUUAUCAUAAAUUAAAAAUGAUUGUUGCUAAUGAUACAAAAGCUUUGAAAAAUUUGAAUAUAACAGAUUUUUCAUUUAUACUUGGUAUAAGACAUUUAGAUAUGUCAGAAUCACAAAUGUUAGAUCGUCAACAACUAACAGGAAUUACAGCUCUUCUUCGUGCAACUAAUAAUCUUGCAAUAAAUCAAACAGAAAAUCCUGUUGUCGUUGUUUCACCAUCAAAUCGUGAAAACGAUAUAACAUCUUCAGCAAAUUCUUAUUUGAAACCAUUAGAAAUGAUCAAUGAAAAAAUCGAUACGAAUGUAUAUUAUAAUAAUGAUUCAAUUGCUUAUGAAACUUUACCUAUUCCCGGUAUCAUCAAUGGUACUAAUAAACGUGUUUAUAUAUAUUUAGCUUUGAUUGAUAUGCUUCAAACAUUUGAUCAUUUUAAACAUAUUGAUCAAACACUUCGAAAACUUACUGAUCAUAAUAGACAUCUUGAAUAUUCUGUUAUUGAAUCUAAUGAAUAUGAACAACGUUUUAAUCAAUUUUUAUUUGAAAAUGUUUUUAUUGAUGCUGCUGAUGAUUUUCCAUGGGCUAUAACUGAUGUUAGUGAAGCUGUUGCAGAUAUUAACAAUGAAAUGACUAAAAAUAAGAAAAUUAAAAAACAAAAGAAAAAACAUACUCAUAAACAUCCUCAUUCAAUUGAAAAGGCAAAUUCGGAUCCUGUUCGUGAAGAUCAUUUCUAA